This is a messenger RNA of Acanthoscelides obtectus, 881 nucleotides long. The record is from the annotation of a GenBank genome assembly. Lineage: Eukaryota; Metazoa; Arthropoda; Insecta; Coleoptera; Chrysomelidae.
AGAAAAAGAAGGUAUGUGGGUGACUUAUCUUCAUCAGACUUUUCUACACCAGAGAAGGCGAAGAAGAAUUUUCAUUUGAUGAAGAAUACUAUAACUGCUCUGAGAAAGAAGAGUCAUAAUCUUCAGGCUAGCAAUACAUACUUUAAGAAAAAAAUCAAGACAUUAGGAGGCUUGAUGAAGCUGCUUAAAGAAAAAUCAUAUAUAACUAAUUCGUCAGGGACUGUUCUUGAGGCCUCUUUAUCAACCUCAGGGCAAAAAAUAUUCGAGAGGAUGUUGAAAGGCCCAUCUUUACAAAAAUAUGACCCAUCUAUUAGAUGUUUUGCUUUGACGCUAUCUUUUUACUCCCCAAAAGCAUACCAGUUCGUAAGGAAUACUUUUAAUAAAUCUUUACCUCAUCCAUCCACGAUUUCUAAAUGGUAUCAGUCAAUUGAUGGCUCUCCUGGUUUUACUUCAGAAGCACUAAAUGCUUUGAAAGUAAAAAAGUUAGCGUCAAAAAACCAGAACAUCCUGUGCAACCUGGUCUUACAUGAAAUGUCUAUCAGGGAGCAGGUCGAAUGGACUGGGACAAAAUUCACUGGUUAUAUUGAUAUUGGAACUAAAUUUGAUUCAGAUGUUCUACCUCAUGCCAAAGAAGUUUUAGUAUGUAUGGUUGUUUGUAUAAAUGCUUCAUGGAAGUUACCUGUGGAUUAUUUUUUUUUUGGACGGCCUUACUGGUGUUGAGAAACCAGAGUAGUUAAGAAAUGUCUCACAUUUGUACAUGAGUCAUGAGUCAUAGUUAUCUCUAUAACUUUUGAUGGUGCUCCUGUAAAUUUUACGAUGUCAUCAUGUUUAGGUGCAGAUUUCAAGGACAUUAAUAACCUUAAAACACAUUUUGCUCAUCC